This is a messenger RNA of Passer domesticus (house sparrow), 4130 nucleotides long. It is a transcript of the gene RADX, whose product is annotated as RPA1 related single stranded DNA binding protein, X-linked. Gene Ontology annotation, molecular function: single-stranded DNA binding. Bases 16 to 2724 code for a protein of 902 amino acids. NCBI's taxonomy places the organism in Eukaryota, Metazoa, Chordata, Aves, Passeriformes, Passeridae. Gene Ontology annotation, cellular component: replication fork. The record is from RefSeq and is a predicted model, not a curated record. Gene Ontology annotation, biological process: regulation of DNA repair. The transcript has 16 exons.
GCCCUCUGCUCAGCCAUGACAGCGGGAAGCCGCGGCCGGCCCCGGCAGCGCCCCGCGCCGCGGCUCUCGCCCGGGAGGGGCGGCCAGGGCGCUGUCAUGCAGGACCCUGCCCCGGAACGCGCCGAGGAGAGCCGGGCGGCGGCCUCGGCGGAGGGCGGCGCGCCCCUCUGCCUGCAGAGGGUGUUUGAGGAGGUGCAGGGCUCCUCGCAGCUGAGCGCGGCGCCCGCGGAGCCGCCGGCCGUGACGGUGGUGGCGGUGGAGCGGUACCUGGCGCAGGCGCCGCCCGCCGCGCCCCGCCAGUACUGGUACGACGUGACGCUGGCGGACGGCGCGCGCUGGCACCGCUGCCACCUCGCGCCGCGCCUCAACGGGCUGGUGCAGCGCGCGCGCCUGCGGGCGGGCACGCGCCUCCGCCUCACGCGCUGCUCGUUCCGCUACGACGAGAGGCGCCUGAACCGCGGCUUCUUCUGCCUGGAGGGGCUGGAGCGGGCGGCGGGCGCCGGCACCGCCACCGCCGGCACCCCGCCCGACCGGCACCGCCCGCUCCAGCCCCUCCGCGGGGACAAUAGGCACUACCUGCCGCUCUGGAACAACGAGGAUCCCUAUGGAGACGUGUGGGUACCGGACAGGCCGCCGGUGCAGGUGGAUGUGGACGUCUCCAAACUGACUAAUCUUGGUCACCUGGAAAUGACAUGGAGAAGCAGAGUGCAUUUCCAUCCACUUCUUGUGAGAAUCCUGCACAAAUCUAGACUAAGGUACUAUGGAAAACCAGAGAAAAAAAUGGAUAUGCCUUAUCAGGCUUACUUUGAAGUUGCUGAUGGCUCAGGCAUGAUGUCGAUGGUUUUGUGGAAUUCUCUGUGUCCUGAGUGGUAUCACAGCAUGAAGGUUGGCACAGUGCUCCUCCUUGCCAAGUAUGCCAUCAAGUCCAGUUACCCGUUCAAAACACACCCCACCCCGGGGGAUUCACAGAUGAAGAGAUUUGCCACAAUUGAAAUUUCCCUUAAUGUUCGAGAUCCUCCUACUGAAAUAAGUAUUAUUCCAGAAGAAAUGGUUAAGCCAGAAUGGGGAUUACCUGAAGUUAAAUAUAGGUUUAUCACAAGGUCAGAGCUGGAUGACUUACCGCACAAUCAUUCCUGUGAUGUUAUUGGUCUUGUGACAUUUGUAGGAAGGGCUGAGCGAGCCAGAAAAAGAGAACACAGUGAAGACUUCUGGCUGUAUCGUUGGGCACAUGCCAUUGAUGGGACCUCAGACCAACCGUUCAUACUGGAAUUGUUUGCGACUUCUCAGCCAGAUGUGUUUGAGCGUAUUCAUCCAAUGACAUACUUGGUGUGCACACAGAUGAGAGUGAUGACUGAGAAUCCUUCCAGGACAGUUUACCUUACGACUUCAAAUGAAAGUCAAAUAUUCAUUACAGGGUGGCACAAGGGCCAGCCAUACACCAAGGAUGCCAAAGUGAAAAACUUCAUUCAGUGGACGAAAUCGCAAAGUGAAGCUGAUCAAAUGAAGAAAACUGUCAUUGGUGGCUAUUACCCUUUUCCACGACCUCCUGACAGCUUUUUGAAAUAUUGUAAAAACAAUGAAGUUGAAUCAGUUUUGAAACCCAUAAGCGAAAUAGGGAAGGAGAUUGAAGAGCUGCACUACAGAGAACACAAGCGAAUUGCUGUUCAGGGAAUCAUUAGUGCCAUAAGGUACAGCAGCUGUAGCAAUGCAGCUGAAGAAGCCCCAGGAGGGGAACUGGUCCAGAAAGAUACCUCUCAGUCUCUUGGAAGCUCUUCUGCGUCCAAAGAAGACUCUGUUGACAAGGGAAAAAAUGAAGAAGUUAAAUCUUUUGUGGGGCCACCCUGCACUCCUGGGGAACAUCAGCGCCAAGCUCGGCCGUCAAAGGGGAGUUCAGUCAAGAGAAAGGCAACACGCAGAUCCAGAAGAGAUGCAGAACAGGGAGGUACAUCUGUUAGUCCUGUGUCAUCUUACCCCUAUUUUACGCGGACUGUAAGAAGGAAACUUGGCUUAGAUGAAUAUCAGCAUGGACAUUCUGUGCAAGAUAAAAAUGAACAGGCUGUGUCAGACAGUUUGCAGUAUUGCACAGAUCAAGAAAUAAUGAAUAAUAUAGCUGAAACUGAAGAGCCUGGAAGAACUUGUGAUUCCUGGCAGAGUGACCUGUGGGCACAAGUGAAAGACAAGUUAAUGAAUUAUUUUCAUCACAGCAAAAUUUUCCCAGAAAGUAUCCCAUGUAAAUUUGAUUAUGUGCACAAAGACUUACUUAUGCAACAGUACAACCUUCAUGCAGCAGUGCACCAGCCAACAGAAGCCAGAACAGAUAAAAACAUCAAUGAGUUUAAAAGUGCUAAUGGCCUUGGAUAUUAUGAAGUGACAAUUCUGGGCAUAAACCAUGACGUAGCAAUAGAUGUUGCUUUUCUUCCACUGUUUUGCCCUGACAAUCCCCACUUAUUUCAACUGGAAGACAUUGAGAAUGAUAAAUUAUUGUCUUGUAUGAGUUGUAUCUCUGCAUGCCAGCAGAAGGCCACCAGCAGUGGGAGGCUUCAUGACACAUUUCCUCUUUCAGAUGAAAUUGUAAAAGCAGCAGAGGAGCUCGAUGGCAAACAUGUUAUCUGCAUCUUGGACAUGUGUCACUUGGGUGAUGACAAGGUGGAAGUCUUUCUGAGCAAAAUCUACAAGACAGUGGAACCAGACUUGAAACAGAUUAGACAAUGUCUUGGUCGCUGAUGUUCAAGAAGGAUGAAUAGGCAGUACAGUGAGCUGAUCAUUUGGCAGGAUACCAAGGAGUCAAAGUGAUUGUCAGCUGUCUUUCUUUGAUUGUGCACAAACAUACACAGGAAAUGUAUAUAUCUGAGUGAGAACUGAGAAGAGAGGCAAGCUUUCCUAAUAUUUAAGGCAGUGUUUGCAAAAGAAUUAAUGGGCUAUGUUAAAAAUUUAGGCCAGAAUUUAGAGUAAUUUUGAGGAUUAGAAUUUUGAUGUUCUGUAGUGAUCUUUUUUAGUGAAAGCUACCAGAGGCAGCCUAACUGCUCUUUAGGCUUGAAGGUUACUGUGAAAGGAAUUAAAUGCCAUAGUGCCUUCAGUACCAUGAUCCAGGAAACCACUUUCAGUUCUUUUCACCUGAGCAAGGUCAGGUGCCAUGCUUUUAUGUGUCUGCUUUUGUACACGUGUGUUAGGUAGUGAGUAUAGCAUCCAAAUGUUUUUAACAUAUUUUAUUCAUUAGUAUGAGUAAUGAAAUAUUUUUUAAAAGAAAUUUUUAUUGGAACUUGCUUUGAGCUUUGCAAGAUAAAACUGUCUUUAAGAUAUGCUAAUUAUGGCAGGAUAUACAGUUUGUCACAUCAGUUCUAGGUGUGUUCUGAGAACAUGAAGGAGUUCAGCAACCAUGAGAAGCUGCUACUUCCAUAAAAGCAAAGGACUGGAAAAUUUUGGCAACUUUUUGCCUGUACUGAGGAGCAACUGGCUCCUGCUGGUCCAGAAUCAAGUAGCACAUUUUUCUUCCAUGUUAAACAGUCUCAAAUCACUUAAGGAACUGGUUUCUUACAAAAUUAUUUUCAAGCAGGAGCUCUUUGCAAUUUGACUACUUGUCCAUUUGAAAUGCUGCUCUCAAUUCAAUUCUUUGAGAAGAAAGAACUACGGAGACUUGCCAGGUAAAUUGUACCAUUAUUGACCAAAGCCCACAGAGUUAAUUUAUAGGAACAGAUAUAUUCUUACGCACAUUUUAGCAGCCUAAUUAAUGGUAAUUUGACAGUGGAAUGUAAUUGAUUUUGUUACAUACAAGUUCACAGACAACUUCAGAUAAAAAAAGUCAUGAAAUUAAUAAAAUUAUUGUGUCUUUCUAGUGUAGUUUACAGUUGAAAAUAUUUUAAGGGGAAUAGUUUAAGUUAAAUUGCACUGUGACUAAAAGUCAAUCAAAUGUGACUAUUUAUCUGUCUAUUUAAUAUGAAUCAGAAGUAUUAGUUCUGGAGCAAUGUUUGUCAACUCGUGCCUUUCAGAGUACCCAAAGAAGGCAAAAUGAAAAUGUACCAACCCAAGCAGAGCAGGAUGUUGCUUGCAGUGUUAUUUGUGUCAUUGUGCUGCUCAUGGGUAUGUGAAGGUGGGAGGCCAUUGCUCUGGAGUGAGUGUUACACAGCACUUCA